AUGUCUCACCAAAGAAAGCAACCCACCCCACAACCCCCAGUGGGCUGCGGGAAGACCUCUGGUGGCGGCGGUGGCGGUGGCGGCGGCGGCGGUGGCGGCUGCGGCUUCUUCGGCGGCUCCGGCUGCGGCGGCGGCUUCUCCGGGGGCAGCGGCGGCUGCGGCUACUCCGGCGGCGGCGGCUACUCCGGAGGCGGCGGCUCCGGAUGCGGCGGCGGCUCCUCCGGCCAGGUGGUCCAAUGCCAGAGCUACGGAGGCGUCUCUAGCGGAGGCUCAGGCUGUGGCGGUGGCUCCUCCGGAAGCGGAUCCGGUUGCGGUGGCGGCUCCUCUGGCGGCAGCGGUGGCUGCGGCUACUCCGGCGGCGGCGGCUACUCCGGCGGCGGCGGCUACUCCGGCGGCGGCGGCUACUCCGGCGGCGGCGGCUACUCCGGCGGCGGCGGCUCCGGAUGCGGCGGCGGCGGCUCCUCUGGCCAGGUGGUCCAAUGCCAGAGCUACGGAGGCGUCUCUAGCGGAGGCUCAGGCUGUGGCGGUGGCUCCUCCGGAAGCGGAUCCGGCUGCGGUGGCGGCUUCUCUGGCGGCAGCGGUGGCUGCGGUUACUCCGGCGGCGGCGGCUACUCCGGCGGUGGCGGCUCCGGCUGCGGCGGUGGCUCCUCCUCACAGCAGACCACCCAGACCCCGUGCGCGCCCCAGCAGAGCUACGGAGGGGGGUCGUCCGGCGGCGGCGGCUCGGGGGGCGGCAGCGGCUGCUUCUCCAGUGGCGGCGGCGGCUCCGGCUGCGGCGGCGGCUCCUCCGGAGGCGGCGUCUGCUACUCCAGCGGCGGCGGCGGCUCCGGCUGUGGAGGCGGUUCUUCUGGGGGCGGCGGCGGCUGCUUCUCCAGUGGCAGCGGUGGCUCCGGCUGCUUCUCCAGCGGCGGCGGGGGCUCCGGCUGCGGAGGCGGCUCCUCUGGCGGCAGCGGUGGCUGCGGGUCCUCCGGGAGCGGCUCCGGGAGUGGCAAGGGCGUGCCGGUUUGCCACCAGACCCAGCAGAAGCAGGCGCCCACCUGGCCCUGCAAAUAG
Messenger RNA from Carlito syrichta (Philippine tarsier), 1053 nucleotides. RefSeq names its product loricrin (gene LORICRIN). The transcript is spliced from 2 exons. Lineage: Eukaryota; Metazoa; Chordata; Mammalia; Primates; Tarsiidae. The coding region runs from base 1 to 1053 and encodes 350 amino acids. The record is from RefSeq and is a predicted model, not a curated record. Gene Ontology annotation, molecular function: structural constituent of skin epidermis. Gene Ontology annotation, cellular component: cornified envelope.